GGCACACUUUUCUUCCACGCCUCUCUCUUUCUCUCUCUUUUGGGUCUCUGCCCCGUUUUGUCUCUUUCUUUACUUUCUCGUUAAUCUUCCAUUCCUUCCCUGCCAAAGACCGCACUGACUUCAUUUUUUCUCUGCGAGCGAGAGAGAGAGAGUUUGAUGACUGAAUUUAACAUGAUGGAGUGGGAGGAGCAAGGAAAUCAUGAUCACCAGCCCCAUCAUCAUAAUCAACAUCAGCAGCAGCAGCAACAGAGGGAGGAGCAAGUGCAGAAUGGAAAUGUUGGUAAUAUUGAAGUUAAUGCGAAUGGGAAUGGAAAUGGAGGGAUACUGUAUGUGAAGGUUAUGACCGAUGAGCAGCUGGACACUCUCCGCAAGCAGAUUGCUGCGUACGCCAUCAUUUGCGAUAAACUCGUUGAGAUGCACAAAAACCUUACAGCCCAACAAGAUCUUGCAGGAGUGAGGCUGGGCAAUAUAUACUGUGAUUCUUUAAUGACAUCUGCUGGCCACAAAAUUACUUCCAGACAGAGGUGGACUCCAACUCCUGUGCAGCUUCAAAUUCUGGAGCGUAUAUUUGAUCAAGGGACUGGAACUCCAAGCAAGCAGAAGAUCAAAGAGAUAACCUCUGAACUGAGACAGCAUGGCCAAAUUUCAGAAACAAAUGUCUAUAAUUGGUUCCAGAACAGACGUGCUCGAUCAAAACGAAAACAACAAAAUGUAGCACCAAACAAUGCUGAAUCAGAAGUAGAGACAGAAGUUGAUUCACCAAAGGAUAAGAAGACAAAACCAGAGGAAUUUCACUCCCAACAGAACUCAGAUCCCAGGGCUGAAGAUUUGUGCUUCCAGAACCAGGAGAUAAGCUCUGAUCUGCAUUUCUUAGAUCAGAGUGGUAAAGAAGAGAUUAUGUUCCCGUCAGAUGGCAGUCUAAAACCUGCUAGAGGUUUAGGCCAAGUCUCUUUUUACGAUGGUUUGCUACCAACUGCAAGAACUGAUCACCUGACUGGAAAAUUGGAAGUGCCAGGGAGCUAUACCCUUUAUCAGCAAACAGAAGACUAUGGCAUGUAGGUUGACACUUGUUUUGUCCAGCGUUGUUAUAUUUCUUCAAGAUGUUAUAUCAUCACUAGAAGCUAGAGAGAUCCUCCUAGAUUGAGCAGUUUGUUGAGCUAGUAAGCAGCAAUCAGAGCUUGCCCAUCCAGUCCCAUUGAGACUAUCAUGCCUAACAUAGUAGAGGGCCAUACAUAUAUAGUUCAAUGACAGGAAUGAUGUGAAUUAAGCUGGAGUGUAUAUAAACCAGUUUGAGAUCAUAAUCUUGGGUUGCUUCUUGUCUUUUGUUAACAGGGUGAGCCUUUUUUUGAUAUGUCAUGAGAAGUGUGAUGAUGUCAAACUUGCUUUUAGACUUGAACAACUGUGAUAGCUUAGCUUUGUUUGAAAGGAAACAGAUUUGGAA
Juglans regia (Persian walnut) is the source of this 1441-nucleotide messenger RNA. Its product is annotated as WUSCHEL-related homeobox 13-like. The record is from RefSeq and is a predicted model, not a curated record. Bases 157 to 1059 code for a protein of 300 amino acids. The transcript is spliced from 3 exons. Lineage: Eukaryota; Viridiplantae; Streptophyta; Magnoliopsida; Fagales; Juglandaceae. Gene Ontology annotation, molecular function: DNA binding; DNA-binding transcription factor activity.